AUGAAGGGCUUAUUCAACUCGAAAAAAUCCCCAAAGAAACAAACCGCAGGCGAUAGUAGCGAAUCUCACCACUCCCCCAAUUACCAAGAUAAGCCACAGCCUCAAAUUCCUCGCUCAGAGCAAACUUCUUCAGCUGUAAAGCCUUCUAUCAGCUCUACAAGAUCGUCCCCCACCAAAAAACCCUUGCGCCCCGCAUCGCCUUCCCAGAGGGAGCAGCCUAAAUCGCGAACUUCUCGCUCUUUUGCGAGACAUUCAAGCGACCAAGGCUCUUCUUCAAGGAGAAGUAAAAUCGACACCGAUAUCCAUCCUCUAAAUUUACCUCCCGAGGAGCUCAAGCGCUUAUCUGCUCAGUAUAAUAUGAACAGUAGGAAUUCCGUCGACAAGAUGGAUCUCGACAAAGAUACCCCAGCCGUACCUCCGACUUCGCCACCUCCCCUACAAACCCAAUCUUUUACUAUUCCUGUCAACCCUUCUCCUACGAAUGGAGUGAAGAAGGAUACGAAUGAUGAGCCAGAAGGUCCGGCUCCUCCGCCUCACAGGUCGAACCCUUCCAGUCCGGUUCCCACGGAUGCGGAAGCGGCUGAGGCUCACAAGGCCGACGGAAAUAGAUGCUUCAAGCAGAAGGACUAUGCACGAGCAAUUGCUGAGUACACAAGUGCUAUCCAGCUUAUGCCUAGCGAGCCUACGUACCUUAGCAACCGUGCCGCGGCUCUCAUGUCCGACCGCCAAUAUGAGGCUGCUCUGGAAGAUUGCGUCCGAGCUGUAGACUUAGAUCCUCAUAACCCUAAGUACUUGUUACGUUUGGCUCGGAUUUACACUAGUUUAGGACGUCCCGAGGAGGCAAUGACCACUUUUGGACGUAUUCAACCUCCUGCUUCUGCCAAGGAUAUGGCUGCCGCUAGGGAAAUGCAGCAUCACGUCAGAGCAGCCCAAGAUGCCCUUGACCGUGGCACAAGUGGCUCUAUGGUUUUACAUGCCCUAGAUCAAGCCGAGAAGUUGCUUGGUCCUGGAGCGAGCAAGCCUAGAAAAUGGCAACUGAUGCGAGGCAACGCAUAUCUCAAAAUGGGAGGUGCUAACUCCUUGGGAGAAGCGCAGAAUGUAGCAAUGUCAAUUCUAAGGCAGAACAAUCUGGACCCGGAAGCAUUAGUGUUACGAGGACGUGCAUUAUAUGCCCAAGGAGAGAAUGACAAGGCCAUCACGCAUUUCCGAAAGGCGUUAAGUUGUGAUCCCGACUUCAAGGAGGGCGUGAAAUGGCUUAGAACUGUCCAGAGACUGGAUAGGAUGAAGGAGGAGGGCAAUGCGGAGUAUAAGGCUGGACGAUGGCAAGCUGCUUUCGACAAGUACUCAGCUGCUCUAGAGGUUGAUCCCGCCAACCGAGGCACUAACUCGAAGCUCUACCAAAACCGGGCCCUCUGCCGACUUAAGCUAAAGCAAUUCGCCGAAGCGAUUGCAGAUUGCGAUCGAGCUUUCAACUUAGACCCUUCGUACAUCAAAGCCCGGAAGACGAAGGCUAACGCGCUAGGUCAAGCAGAGCGGUGGGAGGAUGCCGUUCGCGAGUGGAAGUCAAUCCAGGAGUUAGAUCCCGAAGACCGAAGCAUCCUCAAGGAAAUUCGCAGGGCGGAGCUAGAGUUCAAGAAGAGCCAGCGUAAAGACUACUACAAGAUUCUCGGUGUUGGUAAAGAUGCCGACGAGUCUGCUAUCAAGAAAGCUUAUCGCAAGCUUGCCAUCAGGCACCAUCCGGACAAGAACCCCAACGACGAUGCGGCCGCUGAACGUUUCAAGGAUAUUGGCGAAGCUUACGAGACCUUGAGCGACCCUCAAAAGCGUGCUCGCUACGAUAGCGGAGACGAUUUAAUUGAUCCGUCCGAUAUGUAUGGUGGUGGCAUGGGUGGUGGUAUGGGCGGCGGCAUCGACCCGGAGAUCCUCUUCAGUAUGAUGAACGGCGGUGGCUCCUUCGGCGGCGGACAAGGCUUUGGCGGCGGCGGUUAUGGUGGUCGCACGCGUCCUCAGGGUUUCCCAAGUGGAUUCCACUUCGGUUGA
Molecule: messenger RNA, 2040 nt
Organism: Daldinia childiae
Lineage: Eukaryota; Fungi; Ascomycota; Sordariomycetes; Xylariales; Hypoxylaceae
Product: DnaJ like protein subfamily C member 7 like protein
Exons: 3
Coding region: 1-2040 (679 amino acids)
Molecular function (GO): protein binding
Source: RefSeq, a predicted model, not a curated record